Molecule: messenger RNA, 846 nt
Organism: Lachancea fermentati
Lineage: Eukaryota; Fungi; Ascomycota; Saccharomycetes; Saccharomycetales; Saccharomycetaceae
Source: the annotation of a GenBank genome assembly
AUGGCGCCUCCUUUCUUCUCUGACAUCUCCAAAGACAUCAACGGUCUUCUCAACCGCGACUUUUACCACGGUACCCCAGCUGCUGUGGACAUCAAGACCACUGCCCCUAACGGGGUUGCUUUCACAGUCAAGGGUAAGAGCUCUCCUAAGGACAACGCAAUUGCAGCCAACGUCGAGGCCAAGAUCUCUGACAAGGCCACUGGAUUGACUUUGACGCAAGGCUGGUCAUCUGCCAACUCGCUCGACACUAAGAUCGAGCUCGCAGAGUUGACCCCAGGUUUGAAGUCUGAGCUUGUGACCUCGUGCGUCCCAGGCACCUCCAAGGCCGCCAAGCUCAACUUGAACUUCGUGCAACCUUUCUUCACCGCCAGAGGUGCCUUCGACUUGUUGAAGGGCCCAUCUUUCGUCGGUGACUUGACUUUGGCCCACGAGGGCUUCGUCGGUGGUGCCGAGGUCGGCUAUGACAUCGCUGCUGGUGCCGUGUCCCGUUACGCCGUUGCCCUAGGUUACGCCGCUGGCUCUUAUUCCGUCGCUUUGUCUAUCAACAACGCGCAAUUGACCACUGCCUCUUUCUUCCAAAAGGUCAGCCCAUUGUUGGAGGUUGGUGCCAAGGCCGCUUUGAACCCUCAAGCCGGCUCUAACGUCAACAUCGAAUUCGCCACCAAGUACGCCUUGGACCCAACUUCCCAGGUCAAGGCUAAGGUCGCCGAUUCCGGUAUUGUCGCUUUGGCUUACAAGCAAGCUUUGAGACCAGGUGUUGACUUGGGUCUAGGUGCUUCCUUUGACGCCUUGAAGUUGUCCGAGCCAGUUCACAAGCUAGGCUGGUCCUUGUCCUUCUCUGCUUGA